AUUAAUCUCAAAAUUUUAAAUGGACCGUAUGGGCCUGGCAAACUACAAGUAUCGAUUUUAUGACAAAACUAUUACUUCCCAUGUCGUCAUUCAUCUCCCGAAAAAAAUCUGCAGAUGAUUGGUUAUAAAAUAAAUAAAAAAUUCAAAUGUAUGAAAGAAGCAUCAGGAAAAGGAGAUUCUCAUAGGAUAAAAACAUAUUCUGAAGCAUCAAAAGCCUCUCCCUUCUUUUUAGGGUGUCACCCAACCCCAAUUUUCAAAAUUCGCAAUCCAAACCUCACUCUCACUCUCAGAUGAAGCGUAUUGUCAGAAUUUCAUUCACCGACGCCGAAGCCACCGAUUCUUCUAGCAGCGAAGAAGAGGCGGAGCAGCUUUCUGAACCAUCCCAGGCUCGCCGCCGUGGGAAACGCCUCGUCAAAGAGAUCGUAAUCGACUCUUCCGAUUCCGACAACAAACUAGAUGUCUGCAAGACGCGGUUCAAGAUCAGGAUUCCACCGGAGUUUCUCAAGGCGGCGACGGCGGAGAAGAAGAACAAGAAGAAGUUCCGUGGAGUGAGGCAGAGACCGUGGGGGAAAUGGGCGGCUGAGAUCAGGUGCGGUCGAGCUCUCAAGGCACGACGUGACCGUCUUUGGCUCGGAACUUUCGACACCGCCGAAGAAGCCGCUCUCGCUUAUGAUAACGCCGCGGUUCAGAUGAUUGGUCCUCACGCGCCUACCAAUUUCAGUUUCCCGGCGGAGAAUCAUGAGGUCAAGAUGGUGGACGGAGCAUCCGCCGUUGCUCGUGGCGCGUGAAGCGCGUUGGUUUCGUGUUAAAUUAGUAAGAAGGGUCUCUCUCUUCUGUCGUAGUGUAAAUUAAUCUUGUACUUGUUAAAUUUCCUGAUCUCAUCAUGUCCCUUGUCUGAAACUUUGUUGUCGUCACUGUA
Messenger RNA from Brassica napus (rape), 919 nucleotides. Its product is annotated as ethylene-responsive transcription factor ERF070-like. Gene Ontology annotation, biological process: regulation of DNA-templated transcription. Gene Ontology annotation, molecular function: DNA-binding transcription factor activity; DNA binding. The record is from RefSeq and is a predicted model, not a curated record. Lineage: Eukaryota; Viridiplantae; Streptophyta; Magnoliopsida; Brassicales; Brassicaceae. The transcript has a single exon. Bases 291 to 788 code for a protein of 165 amino acids.